Peromyscus maniculatus bairdii (prairie deer mouse) is the source of this 3159-nucleotide messenger RNA. Lineage: Eukaryota; Metazoa; Chordata; Mammalia; Rodentia; Cricetidae. The record is from RefSeq and is a predicted model, not a curated record.
CUCACCCUCUGCUGCACUGGUCUCCAUCUCCCAGCAGAAGGCGCAGCCAUGAAUCCGUUAUUCGGUCCCAAUCUCUUCCUCCUACAGCAGGAGCAGCAGGGCUUGGCCGGGCCGCUGGGGGACCCUCUGGGAGGUGACCACUUUGCCGGGGGAGGGGACCUGCCCCCGGCUCCGCUUGCCUCGGCGGGCGCCGCUGCCUACUCGCCUCCCGGGCCUGGUCCUGCGCCCCCUGCAGCCAUGGCUCUCCGCAACGACCUGGGCUCCAACAUCAACGUACUCAAGACCCUGAACCUCCGGUUUCGCUGCUUCCUAGCCAAGGUGCACGAGCUAGAGCGCCGGAACCGGCUGCUGGAGAAGCAGCUGCAGCAGGCUCUGGAGGAGGGUAAGCAGGGCAGGCGGGGCCUGGCCCGCCGCGACCAGGCGGUACAGACCGGCUUCAUCAGCCCGAUCCGGCCCCUGGGGCUGCCCCUGAGCUCCCGGCCCGCCGCUGUGUGUCCCCCGUCAGCGCGGGUGCUGGGCUCCCCCGCCCGCUCGCCAGCCGGACCCCUCGCAUCCUCUGCGGCCUGCCACUCAUCCUCCUCCACCUCCACCUCCACCUCCUUCUCCUCGUCGACCCGCUUCAUGCCCGGCACCAUCUGGUCCUUCUCACACGCCCGCCGGCUUGGACCGGGACUGGAACCCACGCUUGUGCAAGGGCCUGGCCUGUCGUGGGUACACCCUGACGGGGUGGGCGUUCAGAUCGACACCAUCACCCCGGAGAUCCGCGCACUGUACAACGUGCUGGCCAAAGUGAAGCGGGAGCGGGACGAGUACAAGCGGAGGUGGGAAGAGGAGUACACGGUGCGGAUACAGCUGCAGGAGCGAGUGAAUGAGCUCCAGGAGGAGGCCCAAGAGGCCGAUGCCUGCCAAGAGGAGCUAGCCAUGAAGGUAGAGCAGCUGAAAGCCGAGCUGGUGGUCUUCAAGGGACUCAUGAGUAACAAUCUGACAGAGCUGGAUACCAAGAUCCAGGAAAAGGCCAUGAAGGUAGACAUGGACAUCUGCCGCCGCAUCGACAUCACAGCCAAGCUGUGUGACUUGGCCCAGCAGCGCAACUGUGAGGAUAUGAUCCAGAUGUUCCAGGUCCCGUCCAUGGGGGGGCGGAAGCGGGAGCGCAAGGCUGCUGUGGAGGAGGACACCUCCCUGUCGGAGAGUGAUGGGCCCCGCCAGCCUGAGGGGGACGAGGAGGAGAGUACAGCCCUCAGCAUCAACGAGGAGAUGCAGCGCAUGCUCAGCCAGCUGAGGGAGUAUGAUUUUGAGGACGACUGUGACAGCCUGACUUGGGAGGAGACUGAGGAGACCUUGCUGCUUUGGGAGGAUUUCUCAGGCUAUGCCAUGGCAGCCACAGAGGCCCAGGGAGAGGUAACCUCCCCUCCUGGCCUCAGGCCCCUCAGGCUCUGCCCCUGUGCCCUGCCACAUUGUCUGCCUCCCCUUCUCAUGCUCUGUCCCCAGUGUGGCUUUGUCUCCCCCUGGCUCCUCCCCUUCCUGUCUGCGUCCUUCCUCGCCUCUGUCUCCUCUAACCAGACUUUCUCUCUCUUCCCGCCUUGGCCCAUGGGAUGUCCCUAUCCUACCCCUCCCUGGCUGGCUGCCCCGCGCCUGCCUCCCUUUCUCCAGCAGCAGGAGGACAGUCUGGAGAAGGUCAUCAAAGACACAGAGUCUCUGUUCAAAACCCGGGAGAAGGAGUACCAGGAGACCAUUGACCAGAUAGAGCUGGAACUGGCCACGGCCAAGAACGACAUGAACCGACAUCUGCAUGAGUAUAUGGAGAUGUGCAGCAUGAAGCGGGGCCUGGACGUGCAGAUGGAGACCUGCCGCCGGCUCAUCACACAGUCAGGGGACCGAAAGUCUCCUGCUUUCACUGCGGUCCCGCCUAGCGACCCGCCGCCACCGCCAAGUGAAACUGAGGACUCCGAUCGGGAUGUCUCAUCUGAUAGCUCCAUGAGAUAGGGCCUGGCUGGCUCCCUCGAGCUCCCUGAGGCGGGGCUGUGGGUCUGCAGAGGACUGUCUUGUGCCACUGCAUGAAGCCUGGCCCCGGGGCUGUGUGCUCCUUCCCUGGGCUGCCUCCUCCCCAGGGUUCCAGGGGUGUCUGGAGCUAGGCUGGGCCCCACCCUUCCUGGACAACUCCCGUCACAUCGGGGCACUCCUGCCUUCUUCACAUGUGGCUAUUUGCUACUUCUCCUCCAUCUUUGAAAUGCUGCCAGAACACUUGUGAUCCCCCUUCUCCAUUCUGGGAGGAAUGUGACUAUGGGACCUGCCUGUUCUCCUCGGCUGUCUUGGAUUUUUGGACUGGUGCUAACUGGCCCAGGCACUGCUGGGAAGCAGAUUCAUCUGGGAGUCCCUGAGGGUUUGCACAUCAUGUACAUUUGGAGAGUUUAUUUCCUAGUGAGGUCUCGGAGGGAGGCCAGGCCCCUGGCAUUCUGUCCUGUGUCCACGUGCUCACAGCUGCCCACCUGCCUAUUACCCAGUGAGCGUGGCUCUGUAGUUUUCCCUUUGGGAAGUCCACACAGAGAACUGGGCCUGGGCUGAGGGUAGAGUCCUGAGGGGAGCCGCUGGAGGUUAGCUGAUGCCUGCACAUGGGUGUGGGUGUGUGCUCAGGGUCUGUUUUUCCAGAGUUCAGCUGAGGGAGUUGUCUAUCAUUCACAAAACCAACAGGUUAAGAUGUCUCUGACCUUGGAAAGUAGGGGACAAAGUCAGAGGUCUCUGGAAUCUUUAACAGUAAUGAAGAGUAUUUAUUGAGCAUCUUCGUGUCACUGUCUUAAGCACUUUCUGAUGUACUUUUAAUGUUGGCUUUCUGAGACACGGCUUCUCUAACAGCUCAGGCUGGCUUUGAACUCAGAGAUCCUGUCUCUGCCACCCACACUGGGAUUGGGCAUCCACCACCACUGCCCCACCUGAGGCCUGAUGUCCACACAAUGAAGCACUGGUUACAAGUGAUUGCCCUGGAACCAGAGCGCCUACAACUCAGCUGUCCCAGGCUGCACAGUGCAGCCACAUCCCUUCACGGACACAUUUUAACUGUUUUGGGCAUCCUUCCAGUUUUAUCUAAUCUAAUUAACCUUUGUUUGCAAAUAAAAGACACAGACCUGGGACUUGAUGCAGUCAGCCCAGGGGUCAAAGACCAUA